UACUUUAAUUGAAACUCUUUCUGCGUUUUAGUUUUGUUUUUCCUAAUGUGAUUAAUAGAAAUUAAUUAGGUGUCUUGGCGAUAAUUCUUUUAGAAAAUUGCAGUGAAGAAACAAUUGAUGUUACUACUAAGUACUACAGGUUUGAUUAAUAUAUACUAGAAUUUUGUUCUUGUUUUUAAUGCCGCUAAUGCUUGCAUUGAGGUAGGUUGACUACAUCACAUCCCUUGAGGUGCGACCCUUCUCUGUACCCUGCGUGAACGCGGGAUGCCUGAUGCACCGUGCUGCUGCUGCUUCUUGUGAUUUUCAUUGAGGAGUUCUUGAAAUCUUUUGAAUAACUUACUGUAGUCUAUAAUAGUUUGAACUAUCUAUAAAGAAAUCUCUAUUGUGCUUUAUGAAAGUGUAAAUUGUUUAAUUAUGCAUAAUGUUUAAUUUGUAGGAGUUUGGUAUAGAUAGAUAUUAGUAAUUUCCAUUCAUCACCGAGUAUUUUAGUUGAUAAGAACAGAAAACUAAUCCAAUAUUUAGCUUAUGUUCUUGCACUGAAUUCUUUCUGCAAUUGUCAUUUGAGUUCAUCAUUGAUUCUGAGAGUUAAUUGAUAAAGAUCUUGCACAAAGUUAUCUUACUAUGAGCUGGAAUUUAUACUUUUUACUUUUGGAGGUCUUAGAAGAGAUUUUUCUAAGAGUAUAUUGUAUGGCUUAGAUGUGCAGAGCAACUCUUUCGAGGGUCGUUCUGUUUUGUGAACAUGGAAAUGGAGAAAACAUGUGAAUUCUGCAUGUUAUUGAAGCCAGUGGUGUAUUGUGAGUCUGAUGCAGCACACCUUUGCCUUUCUUGUGAUGCUAAAGUUCAUUCAGCCAAUGCCCUUUCUAAUCGGCAUCCGCGCACCCUUGUCUGCGAGCCUUGUGGAUACAACCUGGCUUAUAUUCGAUGUUCGGAUCAUCAAAUGUUCAUGUGUCGUGACUGUGACCGCCGCCAUCAUGACCUAUCUUCUCAACACCUAAGAAAAGUGAUCACUAGUUAUAUGGGGUGUCCUUCUGCUAAGGAUUUGGCAGCAUUGUGGGGUUUCGGCUUGAAUGAGUUGGAAAAUACUACUCCACCAGAUAAGUUCAUCUCAACAUCAAAUGGAACAGUAAAUGGAGCCAAGGUCAAUCCAAAAAUUGUCAAACGGUCUCACUCCUCAACUGGGGCCUCUUCCUUGGCUACUGAACUCGACUUCAGAGGUCCUGUUGUCUCUGCAGAAUGUGAAGUGGGAUCAAGUAACAACCACACUAAGGUGUUAUGCUUGCAUAAACGGCGGGAGAGCACUUCUUUCAUUCUACAACAGAUUCUUGACUUGGAAAGACUUCAGCUGACAGAGGGCAGUUACAAUUUAACAAGUGGAGAAAGUCAAAAUAAUGUUUCUUCAUUCAAGAAUGGUACUUCAUGGAAUAUGCAUAGCAAAUCUGAUCGCUUGCAGAGUUCACUUGAUCUUGGCCCUGAACUUCAGGAUUGGGUCAGUACUCAUGAAAGUUCAGUUGCUGAAUCUUUUCCUUUACCGUUGCCAGAUGGAGAUUCGUUUUGGGAAUGUAAAAGUCCAGUUCAGAGUAGUCAGCUUUGGCCUCAAAAUCUGCAAGAUCUAGGACCUUAUGCUGAAGAAGGAUGUUUUGACAAUUCCAACAUGCCUGAUGUUGAUUUGACCUUCCAAAAUUUUGAAGAACUCUUUGGCGAGGAGCAAGAUCUGAACAACACAUUGUUUAAUGAGGAGGAUAUGACAUGCUCAUCUAUGGAGAAUUUUUCUUCGACGGAUAGAUCAGAUCAUAGCUAUGUCAAGAGGGUUGAGGACAUAUCAACAGCUUCAUCAAUCUGCAAAAGACGGCCAACUCACUCCGGCCAAAGCCAUGUUACCUCUAAUGAACACAUUCCCACAGUCAAGGAUUGUCCUCCUCCAAUUCGAACAACUUUUUCAUCUUUGUACUUCUCAGCAUCAAGGCUGAGCAGUGAAAGCAGUGGUAAUGAGUACGUGGAUUCACCCGCUUCCAACGAGCAGGAUCUUUCAUGUAAUUCACAGUUGGACAGUAAAGAGAAUCAAUUAGCAAUGCACAAAGAAAAAAAGAAGGCUCGGCUUUUUGUAUUCAGGUUUGAGAAACAAGCUCGGAAUACACCUCGAAGAUCCAGGACUAAUUUAAAAAAGCAUCCAAUAAAAGGGAGGAUCGUAAAGGUGGACAGAUAUGAAUCUGAUGCAGUUAGUAUGUCUUGAAGCUUUUAAAGUUGCCCUGGUUGAAUGUGUGUGAUUUGUGUACAUAUCAUCAAGCAUCGCUCAGUAACUCAAGACAUUGUUCUGAACAUCUGUUGUAUGUCCGCUCCUGCUAAUUGUUUCUUCGUUUCCUACUGUAGAGCGUCAUUUUUGUGUUUUAACAGAAAUGAGCUACAUUUAUGCUGGCUUUUAUGUUUGCUGUUAUCAUUUCCCUUUUUCUGUAUCUUAUGCUUUUCAGAAGCAACACAAUGGAUAUAAAGUGAUUAAACAGGAUUUGUUUUCUGAA
Messenger RNA from Nicotiana tabacum (common tobacco), 2513 nucleotides. The record is from RefSeq and is a predicted model, not a curated record. Lineage: Eukaryota; Viridiplantae; Streptophyta; Magnoliopsida; Solanales; Solanaceae.